Molecule: messenger RNA, 960 nt
Organism: Malania oleifera
Lineage: Eukaryota; Viridiplantae; Streptophyta; Magnoliopsida; Santalales; Ximeniaceae
Product: fasciclin-like arabinogalactan protein 11
Exons: 2
Coding region: 1-960 (319 amino acids)
Source: RefSeq, a predicted model, not a curated record
AUGAAAAGCCAUCUACUAUCCCUGCUCCUCAUAUGCGUCCCCCUCCUCCACUGCACCAGUACCAGAUAUUCAACUACUCUAGCCAAGACCCACCCCAAGGCGCCCCACGCCCCCUCCCCCGCUCCUGUCUCUCCGGCUGCCCCCUCUCCCGCCCCCGUCGCCUCUCCCCCUUCCCUUGAUACAUCCUCCUCCACGGCGUCCUCCCCCUCCGCCCCGCCCGACAUUGUCGCUAUUCUGAAGAAAGAGGGCGGCUUCUCCGCCUUCAUCCGCCUCCUCGGAGCCACCCAAGUCGACGACAGAAUCACCAAACUCCUCGGCGACCCCUCCCAAGGCCUCACCCUCUUCGCCCCCAACGACGACGCCUUCUCCCACCUUAGGUCCGGCGUCCUCAACUCCCUCUCCGACCGAGACCAGGUCCAGCUGGUGCUCUUCCACAUGCUCAGCUCUUACUUCCCCAUGGCCCAGUUCCAGACCUCCAGCAACCCACUCCACACGGAGGCCGGCGACACCGCCAACGGCGACUUCCCUCUCAAUGUCACCACAGGCGAAGACCAGGCGAUGAACCUCACGACGGGGAUCGACUCCGCGGCGGUCACCAAGACGGUGUACACCGAUGGCCAGCUGGCGGUGUACGAGGUGGACCAGGUGCUCCUCCCUGCGCAGAUCUUUGCGUCUCUGCCGUCGGCAUUUGCGCCGCCCAAGCGCCAGGAGGAGGCGCCGGAGCAGACGGCCCCGACUUCUUCCGACGCUGCUUCUGUUACGUUUUCUGUUGCGCUGGGUGUGCUCUGGAUAGAUCCAGGAAGUGGUGGAACGAAUGUUGGGGAGGAUAGGCCAAGACCUUCCAGCAUAGGUGGAGGAGAUACGAAUGUCAUUCUACGCAGUGUCACCCAGCAGGUGAUGGCUGAGAUGGCCAUGAGUACUGGGAGCGUAGUUGCUCGAUCGAGUAAUUUACACAGAUGA